Molecule: messenger RNA, 2670 nt
Organism: Carassius carassius (crucian carp)
Lineage: Eukaryota; Metazoa; Chordata; Actinopteri; Cypriniformes; Cyprinidae
Product: leucine-rich repeat-containing protein 75B-like
Exons: 4
Coding region: 273-1370 (365 amino acids)
Source: RefSeq, a predicted model, not a curated record
GUGGCAUGUGGGGAAGCCUGGAAGAACACAAACACAGCGGAAGGUGCGCAGGGGCAAGAGAAACGCAGAGAAAGUGACAUUUAAAUUAUUUCAUGCGCUCAAAUGUAAAUUUUACUUGAUUCAUUUGAUUCAACACGAGCAAUUGAACACGACGAAGUGUAAUUAUGAGCGCGCACUCAAUAAAGAGAGCUUAUAAGGUUUACUUUACACAUGCUUAUUGAAAAAAAUCUUUGUAUUAUUUGAUACUGAGAAUGAAAUAGGAAAGUUGAAGCAUGGGAUCGAAGUUAACCAAACAAAGUAGUCUGGACAGCCAGGCGACUUUCUUUCGGAGGGGACGACAGCAUCAUGAGCGGGAUGUGGAGAAGAGGACAGGAGGAAAAGGAGAGUUUUUACUCAGGACACUGAUGCUCAAGUCCGACAAGCUCCCCGGAAUGCUGCGCAAAUCCAGUCCCAGCCCGUAUGUCCGGAGAGUGGCUUGGGUUCGGGAGAUCCAGACCCUGCUGAAGGAGCAGAAGGUGGAACAAGCCAUCGAUGUGUUAAAACUGCUUAGAAAGGACCUGGGUCUUGAAGGAACAUCUCUCAAUGACAUCCUCUACAAGAAUGCUGCCUUCCUCAACCUAGUGGAUCCAAUUUCCCACGAGCUUUUGCUCAGUUUGGCCCGAGACAUGCAGUGUCCAAAGAGGGAGUCUGAUGCUCUCAAGUCCUCUGAGAAGAUCUGCAGGCAGCUGAUCUAUCACCUGACCCCUCACUCCAAGUGGAGCAGACAGAACGUGCCCAGGAGGAAAUCUCAAGCCUGUCUUAAAACUAAACUGAAAAAGAAAUUAACAAAUGAUACCGUGGAUCUGUCUGGCGUCCCUCUUUCUGGCCGUGAUCUGCAUCGUGUGGCAUACUACCUUCAGAACAAUGGUUCGUCUGUGACAGCGGUGGACAUCAGCUUCACAGAGCUCCAAGAUGAGUGCUUGCGACUUCUUUUACCAUUCUUAGGAGUGCUACCCAAACUCACCACCCUUGCAAUCAACGGUAACCGGCUGACUGUAGCUAUCCUUAAAGACCUGAUCGAGGUGGUUAAGGACCCCGAAAAGUUUCCCAGUUUGGCCUGGGUGGACCUGGGGAACAAUGUGGACAUCUUUACUGUGCCUCAGCCGUUGCUGGUCGCCCUGCGCAGACGCUUUGGAAUGAGAAGCAGCCUACCUACCAUCUACGAAUACAGUGAGGGUCAAGGCAGCAGCUACUUCCUAGAGACUUCUACUGAGGAAAUCAGUGUGUUUGAGGAGGAAGAGGAGGACGAAGAGGAUGAGCUGGAAGACCAUCUGGUACUGGAGCCCUGGAGUGUAGAAGAGAAAAACACAUUGCAUUACUGUGAAAGGUGAUGGACUCUGCUGUUUCUUUUGGUUUGGUAUUGUUCUUUUGUUAUUUUAACACUCCAAAUAAAGGUUCAGUGUAUCAACAUUGUAAAAGCAUUGAGACCCCUUUGCCACAAAACCUAAAUGGAUUGCCGUGAGAAAAAAAAAUGGUUGUGUAAAGUUGGUUCCUGGAAGUGGGAUUUUGAAAGAAUGGGGGGGGGGGGGGGGGGGUCAGGACCUGUUUCUCUCUCCCACAAUCUUUAUUCUUUAGUCCAAUAGCUGCAGAAAGCACCAGAGAAUCUGUUGUUUGCAACAUUAUACUCAAAAUUAGGGUCAAAUACUAACUAACCACAUAUAAAAUAACAGAACAAGACAAAUUUGUAAGUCAUAGAACAACUACCAGCCACGUCAGCAACUAUCAAGCUUCUAAUGUGAAAUGUUCACGUUGGGCUUGUGACAGAUACGGCCCAAUGCUCCCCUCUGAGAAAGCUUUUGUCCAGGGUAGAUUCGCCUCAAUUAGACGGACGAGGAGAGGUGAGAGAAAAGAGAAAAAAGGCUGCUAGAGUGCCCUCGGGCUAGGAGAGAUACUGAUGUCUGUGUGUUUGCAUGUGUGUGCGUGUGUGUGUGUGUGUGUGUGUGUGUGUGAUGUUUUUUUGUGGAAGCUUAUGAUGCAAAUGUAGCUUUAGCCAGAGCUCAUUAAACAGAACACACAGGCAGCUGAGAGACUAACAAUGCCGCACAAGCAACAUUAUUUUUUUUUUCUUUUUCAUUAAAUCGCAUCAAGGUUGCAACAAGGAUUACAUUAUAAGACACAUAAGCAGCUGGCAAUGUUUCAUCAGCGCAAAAUGAAAAAUUUAAUGAAAUUGUAUUGAAAAUGAUUUUUUGUGUUUUAAAUAAAGUUUUUGUUUGGUUCAUGUCAGUAUUUUGUAUUUUUUAAACACAUUUGAUGUAACAGAGUUCAUUUAUUAAUUAUGAAUGCUGUGUGUGUGCAAAUGCACCAGUGUUUGACAGUAAAUGUGACCUUUUGAGUUGUUUUGUGAUGCCCUUUGCUCCACAGGUGGCUUUUCCUUUACUGACGCAUGUCUGAUAUGUACCUUACACGACAGGCUUUUCUAGCUAGCUUGUCUGGUUCUAGCUUUUUUUUAUGUUUAUGACUCCAGUGUCUACAUUUUCAUAGUUCAAAGUUAAUGUGUUCAGUUCUGGUAUAAAUGUCACAAACAGUGUGACUCUAAUAGCUCCGAGCACCUGGAUGUUCUAUCCUUUCCGUUUUAUAACUCUAAUGAAUGAUUGUUCUUGCUGUGUGAAAUAAACUCUGUUUGUAAAAAGA